Messenger RNA from Hypomesus transpacificus, 1798 nucleotides. It is a transcript of the gene nbl1, whose product is annotated as NBL1, DAN family BMP antagonist. The transcript is spliced from 4 exons. Gene Ontology annotation, biological process: animal organ morphogenesis. Lineage: Eukaryota; Metazoa; Chordata; Actinopteri; Osmeriformes; Osmeridae. Gene Ontology annotation, molecular function: BMP binding; receptor ligand activity. The record is from RefSeq and is a predicted model, not a curated record. The coding region runs from base 807 to 1370 and encodes 187 amino acids.
CCAUAAGUUGCCAAGGCUAGGCAGUGUCAGGAUACAUAUGUGGUGGAGACAAGCGUGUGUAGGGGCGUAAACUACCGUAGCCCACUGAUAAAAUCAUUUGACACAAAAAAAGAAGUAGGCAAAAAUCACUUAACAUGGUCAUACUAGUUGUUCAUUGAUUAAAAAGGAUAUAUGGCUCAUAUUGGUGGAAGAAUUGAUUGGUUGUAUCAUGACCUUAAAUAGAGAAGAGCUACCAGACAGCAAGAAUUGAAACCCACCAAACUCGUGUUUCUCCUCCCGUUUUCCUUCGUCCAACUGGCGCAGCGGGAAUUCUGUCUGGUGGCACUACCGCGCCCAAGGAAUUCCCAAAUUAAACGACCUCAACCCAAGCAAGAAACAUUGUACAUGGAUUUGCAGAGCUGCUGAAUGUGAGCAGCGUUUUGUGUGGAGAAUUAGUGGACACACUCAGACUUGAAACGACAGGAAGAGGACGAAGGGGAGGGACAGGCUUGAUGGACUGGAGACAGAUAGGGUUACUAAUGCGCACUAUAUCCUAUCCUUCACCAACGACCAUUUCUCUGACUCUGUCUUAGAUCGCAUGAUGUAAUUAUUAUAUAGGAAACCUAUGACAAGUGACUCCUGUUUCUUUUUGAGCGGUGUCAUAGUUUUCAUCUGUUGAUUAUCUACAGUAGUUCUACUCGCGCAUCUCCCAUCGUCUCUCCGGUCUCUUACAGAGGGAGAGCUGGGAGACACUGCGGCGGGCUAAUAGAGGUCUGUACCACAAAGUGGUCGGUUGGCAUAACGCUUACUCAACUAACGGUGAAGUCAUGUGGCAAAGAAUUCUGAUUUGCUGCGCACUGCUUGCGAUGUAUUCGGCGGCACCACCCGCGCACAUCAACCGUUUGGCGCUGUUCCCUGACAAGAGCGCUUGGUGCGAAGCCAAGAACAUCACACAGAUAGUUGGGCACACGGGAUGCCAGCCUCGCUCUAUCCAAAACAGGGCAUGUCUGGGGCAGUGCUUCAGUUACAGCGUUCCCAACACCUUCCCCCAGUCCACCGAGUCUCUGGUACACUGUGACUCCUGCAUGCCAGCGCAGACACAGUGGGAGGUGGUGACCCUGGAGUGUCCAGGUAGCGAGGACACACCUCGAGUGGACAAGCUGGUGGAGCGGAUCCUUCACUGCAGUUGCCAGUCCUGCACUAAGGAGGGUGGCCAGGAGGGGGCGCUGAUGCAACUGUACCCGUCAGAGGGCACGUUGGAUGCCCCCACUCUGCCUGAGGGUCACCUCAGUGCUCACACACAUACUCACUCCCAGUCAGACACGCACUCGCAUCACACUCAUACACACCUGGAGCCUCACACGCUAACACACACAUCCGAUGGAGGAUAGUCCUGAUCCACUCCUCUGUCUCCAUUCACCUUCCAGCCCCAUCCCUCUACCACCUCCCUCCAUUAGUCUCACAGCUCAGCAUUACGUUAUAUCAACCCACCAUUUUUGAUAUAACACUUAAAAGCACUAUGAAAUUAAGACUUCACGUAUACACAUCCACUAAAUCUCCCUAAUUCUCAAACAGUUUAUUACAUAUAUUGCACAUGCAUGUUCAUGUUGCACUGUCUAGACUCUAUAAGACAGCCACAGAACCCAUAGGGUUCACAUACUGUAUCAACCCACCAGCUUGUAUACACAAUUUGUCAUUAAUCUUAUUUCUGACAUGCAUUCACAAAAUUGUACACCCAUGACACAAUCAUUUUUUAUGCUGUAGUAUCUAUCCUUAUUUUUUUAUCUGCUUUGACAUACAAUAAAUUCUAGAGCUAAAA